UACCGGGACCCGUCAACAUGGGCCGCGUUCGCACCAAGACUGUGAAGAAGGCGGCCCGGGUCAUCAUCGAGAAGUACUACACGCGCCUGGGGAAUGACUUCCACACCAACAAGCGCGUGUGCGAGGAGAUCGCCAUUAUCCCCAGCAAGAAGCUCCGCAACAAGAUCGCCGGCUAUGUCACGCAUCUGAUGAAGAGGAUUCAGAGAGGCCCUGUGAGAGGUAUCUCUAUCAAGUUGCAGGAAGAGGAGAGAGAAAGGAGAGAUAAUUAUGUUCCUGAGGUCUCAGCCCUGGAUCAGGAGAUCAUUGAGGUAGAUCCUGACACCAAGGAAAUGCUGAAGCUUCUGGACUUCGGCAGCCUCUCUAACCUGCAGGUCACUCAGCCUACAGUUGGGAUGAAUUUCAAAACACCGCGUGGAGCCGUUUGAAUCUGUUCUGUCAUAUUUUCAAUAAACCUGAAAACAAC
This is a messenger RNA of Peromyscus eremicus (cactus mouse), 463 nucleotides long. Its product is annotated as small ribosomal subunit protein eS17. Lineage: Eukaryota; Metazoa; Chordata; Mammalia; Rodentia; Cricetidae. The transcript has a single exon. Bases 18 to 425 code for a protein of 135 amino acids. Gene Ontology annotation, biological process: translation. Gene Ontology annotation, cellular component: ribosome. The record is from RefSeq and is a predicted model, not a curated record. Gene Ontology annotation, molecular function: structural constituent of ribosome.